Molecule: messenger RNA, 630 nt
Organism: Pleurotus ostreatus (oyster mushroom)
Lineage: Eukaryota; Fungi; Basidiomycota; Agaricomycetes; Agaricales; Pleurotaceae
Exons: 1
Coding region: 1-630 (209 amino acids)
Source: RefSeq, a predicted model, not a curated record
AUGAUGGCUACCCAAACUGUUUCCUUCAACGACGGACAGAUGCUGCUCCCCUCUGACAGGAACAUGGCUGACGUACAACCUUCCAACACUCUUCCUAGUGCCGACGGAAUGGCUUGCGCUUUGGGUUUAUUCUCAGCACCGGCGCCGUUGAACCCAGUUCUCGCUGAGUUCGGCAUCGCCGACGACCUAAACGCGCUGACAACCGUCACAGAGUACAAAUACGGCGCCUCGGAGGACUGCGACAUCGACUGCGACGAAAUCCAUUGUGCUUCGGGUUCCUUCUCAACAUGGGGGGCUUCUAUGGACGUAGUGACCACAGAGUUCAGCAUCACAGAGGACUUAAACACGCCGAUGUCCGUCAGAAAAUACGAAUACGACUCUUCAGAGGGCAGCGACGACGACUCCAAGAUGGAUUCGGAUGACGGAGAGGGCUGGGCUACAGUAAUGUCAGAGGAGGACACCGGCGGAGAGGAUGGGGGAUGGUUCACUGCAGUAUCGCACUUCAGCGACGCAGGCGACAUGGAGGUCUACGAGAUUGACGAAGGAUACUUCGCAAGACAGCAGACUUCCGUCCAACCACUCUUCCCUCUCACUCCCGUUCGAAGCUGGGGCCCGAGAGGAACCAUGUAG